GAAGCAGGAGGACGGAUGGCGGGACCUCGGGGCUGAGCGCCCAAGGGAGGGAAAGGUGCUCAAGGAAACCGAGCAAGCCGGGUACCCGAGGUGACAGCAAGGAGAGUCCACGGCCAGCAGCUGCCAGGCCGCCCUGCACCUUAUGCUCCGACGCAGAGCAGGCGGGAGAGCGAGGACGCGCAGGCCCCUGCGCGCCGGCCCCGCUGGGGAGCAGGGGUGACAUGUCCCACGAGCGACCUCCGCGCACCGACAUCCCCCGCAACCUGAGCUUCAUAGCGGCGCUGACCGAGCGCGCCUACUACCGCAGCCAGCGGCCGAGCCUCGAGGAGGAGUCGGAGGAGGAGCCGGGGGAGGGCGGGACCCGGCCGGGCGCCCGCUCGCGGGCACACGUUCCGGGCCGGGGGCGGAGGGCCCGCUCGGCACCCGCAGGUGGCGGCGGGGCGCGGACGGCCCGCAGUCGCAGCCCGGACACUCGCAAGAGGGUGCGCUUCGCCGACGCGCUGGGGCUGGAGCUGGCCGUGGUGCGCCGCUUCCGCCCGGGGGAGCCGCCCCGGGUGCCCCGCCACGUGCAGAUGCAACUGCAGAGGGACGCCUUGCGCCACUUCGCACCGUGCCCGCCGCGCGCCCGCGGCCUCCAGGAGGCGCGCACCGCCCUGGAGCCUGCGCUGGAGCCCGGCUUCGCCGCCCGGCUGCAAGCGCAGCGCAUCUGCCUGGAGCGCGCCGACGCGGGCCCCUCGGGCGUGGCCGGGAGCGCGCGCGUGCUGGACCUGGCCUACGAGAAGCGCGUGAGCGUGCGCUGGAGCGCGGACGGCUGGCGCAGCCUGCGGGAGUCGCCCGCCUCCUACGCCGGCCCGGCCCCGGCCCCGCCGCGGGCCGACCGCUUCGCCUUCCGCCUGCCUGCGCCUCCGGUCGGCGGCGCGCUGCUCUUCGCCCUUCGCUACCGCGUAACCGGCCGCGAGUUCUGGGACAACAACGGCGGCCGCGACUACGCGCUGCUGGGGCCCGAGCACCCUGCCGGCGCCGGGGUCGCGGAGCCCCAGGGCUGGAUCCAUUUUAUUUGAGGCUGGGCUCCUGCCGGCCACAGCAGGGGGGAAAAACCGGAGGCACCUAGGCGUGGGGGGCUGGGGAGGGCGCUGUGGCUCCAGGAACCGGGGGACCACCGUUGGCAGAUGAGUGGCGAGGGGUCCCAGCGAGUCGAGCGGAGGUGGCUUGAAACCCGCCUUCGAAACUCGGAGAGAUUGGGGUAGCUGUAAGUGUGAGAACUCAAGAAAGGAGAAAGGAGGCCCAGAAGGGCUCUGGAAGGUCAAGACUCCUUGGGCUCGGAAGCGUUGUGGAUUGAGGAGUCUUGAUGUGUGAAGUCCAGCCCAGUGAAGUCACUCGGAUUGCUUCCCUCUUAUUGGCCUUAUCACCUCAGCUCCCAUAUCCUGCCGUCCUGUCUUCACCUGAGCCGAAAUUGCCUUGCUUCACCCCAGGAAUUUGACCAUUGCCCCUGACAGUAGGACAGGAUUUCCUCGGCCCUCAGCAGUUCGUGGCUUCAAGCUUCCGGAGUGGGGGGUUAUGUCAGGUUGUACUUUUUGAGUUCCUUCAGCCACCAGGCAAGCCUCCUUAGGAAUAAAGAUGGUGGCAAAAGGAACUCCAGGCCUGCCCUUAUAGCCAAAUAGUGAGGCAUCUGGGCUUCCAGAAAGAUGAAUGCCAGCCUUACUUUUCAAACCUCUGAGCACUUUAUGGACUGUUUGGCAAGGGACAGCGAAUCACGAAAAUCACUACGGAUAUAUUCUUUGUGCCUCUUAAGAGAGGAAAAAACCCACCACUAAGCAUCUCAAUGAUUGAGCAGGUUUCUUUUUGUCUUUGGGCUCUAGUUUCCUCCGUGAGAAAUUAGGUGGCUCCUAAGGCUACCCUUUUGUUGUUGUUGUUUGUUUGGACAGGGUCUCUAGUCCAGGCUGGCCUCCAGCAUCUCAAGCCUCCUGCCCUAACCUCUGCCGUGUGGGCUUAUUGGUGUGACCACUGUACCUCAGGAGCUACUUUUUGGCAUUUUUUUAAUCUGUUCGUAGCACAGUGCAGGUUAGACAUCCUCCAAUGUGUAAAGACCACAGAGCAGGCCAGCUAUGGUGGCACACACUGGGGCACUGAGUUUGAGGCCAGCCAGGGCCACAUGAUUACCAAGCUAUCCUGGGUUACGUGGGACUGUCUCAGAAAAUUAAAAAAAAGAACCAAGGCUCACCCAGCACUUUGAACCUGUGACUGCAGAAGAGGAUAGUUCCUCAUGUUUUGGGGGCACAAAUGAUCCAGGACCCAGGAAUCGACCAGCAGAUAGCCUCAGUGCAUUCCAUAGCUCCUGGCCAUACCUCACUCUGUGACCUUUGGUUUUUGCUCUUUUUCCUCCACAGACUUCCAGCCUGGGUCCCCUCAGAAAAUGGAGAAGAGUAUUGCUGUUAGGGGAAGUGAUGUUUGGGAGCCUCAGAAUGAAGCAGUGCUUGAACUCUGUUGGAGAAAACAUUAUGGGCAUAAGAAAUAGGAAACAGGAAUGUCAGCAGUUUGAGAACUAAAUGGCACCAGAAGGUGGCACUUUAAUCCCUAUCCUGAGCCGAUGAAAUGGAAAGCCCUGAGCCUUCCAUGAUACCCGUUAACACUUGCACUUCAUAUCUUUAGGUGGGAGUCAGGCUGGGCUCUCUGCUAGACAUCCCCCAAUCCCUACUGUAGCUUUUCUCCGAGGCCAGAGUUGAGCCACCUUCCUCAGCCACCUCCUUGACGCUUCUCCCAAGGAGAAAGAAUUCCUGUUACCACUGGACAAGGACUUACCAGGUAACUGGUUUCUGGCAUCCCAUUGCUUUGCCAGCUUCUCGAAGGACAGUUUCUCCCUCCCCCUCCUGUGUGUCAGGUACCCACACAUACAUUCAGAAUUCAGUUUGGGGCUUGUUCCUUUGCCCCUCCAGUCAUUCCUCAGACAAAUGCCUGUUUAAGCUGUGAAGAAGACUCACAUAUCCAGUGGAUCUCCGUCAGGUUCAGCAUAGUAAAGGGAGGAGUCAUCCUUGGAAACUGCCAGACAGUGCACUCUCUAGUGUCCAAAACUAGACACUAGGGCACUGGGUUGACAUUCAGUUGUGACCUCAUUCCUAACGUGUGCGUGUUACCUGUAGCCCCCAUCUAACUUCUGCUGAAUGUGUGCUACGUGCAUGUUUAAGUGGCACGGUGACUCGAGUGUUAUGGUCCCUGUUUGAGAAAUAAGUCUAAGCUCAGCAGUUUGUUCAGGAUGGCCUCGUUGUGAGCCCAGGAAGUCCCCACAGUCUCGGUGUAACCAUGGUGGUAUGUAUUUUUUAUUUGUUUAAGAACAAAAUUAAAAACUUUGCUCUAUAACUAUCAUCUGUCAUCGGGAGAGACCGCCAUUCUUAUCAUGCUGUGCCUUCCUGUCCUCCAAGGGCCACAGACGUUUUUCCUGCUGUCUCCCGUGCUAGCAUCGCAGCUCUGCAGCUCUGCAGGGUCGGCAAAUCCCGCCUGCCUGCUAGAGAACUUGGGAACCUCCAUAAGUGCCAGCUCUCCAGUGGGGUUCUCUUCUGGCUGAAGCCUACCCUCCAUGCCACCGAAUGUGCCUCCCACCCUCCCCCUCCGUUACCCUUGCCUUGGUAAAUUCGUUGAUGUUUCCUUGAGAAAGGUUCAGACUUAGGGCAGCUGCUAGGCAGUUUUUGCUGGACUCCCUCCCCAGGACCUCUGGAAGUACCAAGUGGAUGAAUGUGAGCUGAGGCUAGGGUCACAGGUCAUCCUGUUUGCUGAGCUUUUUCUGUAAGAGGUGCUGUGGCUUGUUCACACCCCCAUUCUCAGCAUUGUAGACAAACAGGACUCUUCCAUUUUGUUUGUGUGUUUGGUUAUGCUUUUUUUUGUUUGUUUUUUUUUGUUGUUGUUGUUGGGGUUUUUGGAGGUGAGGAGCUGAGACAAGGUUUCUCUGUGUAGCCCUGGCUGUCCUGGAACUCUGUAGAUCCACCUGCCUCUGCUUCCUGAGUGCUAGGAUUAAAGGUGUAUGCCACUACCGCCCGGCAUCUUGUUCUUUAUUGAGGUGCUGCAGCAUUUAAGAAUAAGCUGGCACUUUUCCCCAGUCCCCAAAGUUGCGCCUAGACUGAGCUUCCUCCUUGUACACACAAAUAAUAGCAGCCUCAUUCUUGGAACCCUAGACAACAAACUGUUGGUGACCACAAGCCUUGUAAAAUGGGGGGAGGGGAGCUACAACACACUGUCUUGAAUGGUAUUUGUGUGCCUAGUCCUGAGAUUCCCAGAAGGCAUUUCUUGCCCAGAUGUCACUUCCCUGGCACACAGGUUUAAGAUUCUCCUUUCCCUUCCCUUCCCCUGACCUAGAGCAGCAGAAUCAUAAACCCUGCCACCUACAAAUCAAGUGAGACCCCUUUUUUUUAAUUAAUUUAUUUUUUUUAAUAAAUUACAGUUUAUAUACUUCGUAUCCCUGCCGUAGCCCUCUCCCUCAUUCCCUCCCAAUCCCACUCUCCCUCCCUCAUCUCCUCCCAUGCCCCUCCCCAAGUCCUCUGAUAGGGGAGGUCCUCCUCCCCUUCCAUCUGACCCUAGUCUAUCAGGUCUCAUCAGGACUGGCUGCAUUGUUUUCCUCUGUGGCCUGGUAAGGCUGCUCCCCCCAUCAGGGAGAGGUGAUCGAAGAGCCAGUCACUGAGUUCAUGUCAGAGACAGUCGCUGCUCCCCUUACCCUGAAGAGUAUGGCCAGGGAGAACUGCAGCCGUCAACACCCACUCCCAACCCCCUGCUGCCAUAGCCCAGUCACACAUGGAAAAUAGUAUUUGCUAACUAGGAUUCACUUUAGUCAUCAGAAGGCACCGCAGUGGAUGGAGGCUUUCUCUGUGGUUUCCGUAGGCUGGAAAGUGCGGUGAGAGGACACUACUGUCCUUGAAGAAUGCGAGCAGAAACCUCUCCCUUCCUGCAGACCCCAGCGCGGUCCCUAUAGCUGCCUGCCUCAUAGCCCUCCAGCUGGCACCUCUUUCAUUCUCCCUCUGUGAUAUUUUGACUUCAGAGACAUGGUCCUGCUUAGCCUAGCCUAGUGUCAAACUUGUAAAGCACUUCCUGCCUCACUCCCCCAAGGGCUAGGAUGAAGACUUGUCCAAUGCCUUCAUAAUAAGCCCUACUGCCUCAACUUCCAACUCAACUCCCACUUUUUUUUUUAAAGACAGGGUUUCUCUGUGUAGCCUUCGCUGUCCUGGACACAUUUUUUAGACCAGGCUGACCUCAGACUCACAGAGAUCUGCCAGCUGCCUCCCCAAGUGCUGGGAUUACAGGCGUGCACCACCCCGUCUGGCUCAACUCUCACAUUCUUGCUUCCAGCUUGUGUUUGUCGGGAGCUCCUGGUGCCUGCCAUUCACAAAGCCUUGUCUGUAGAGAUCCUGGGUUCAGGUUCCUUUCCAGAGAACGGGAGUCCUGAAAUGGGAAGUGAUGUCAGUAGCGUCAGAAUGCAGCAGUGUGCUUCAAAGCUUGGGCUUGGCUUUGCUCCUCCUGUUACGGCAAGGGCAAAGAUGGAAAGGUUUCUUUUAAACUGGGCGUGGUGCCGCACACCUUUAACCCCAUCAUUGAGGGGGCAGAGGCAGGUGGAUUUCUGUGAGUUUGUCCUGUGGACCUCCCCAAACUGUUCUCUCCAGCCCCUCCAUGCAGCCUGUGUACUGUGCCAGCCCGAAGCCCGCUAGUAUUGCACCUCACUUCAGCUUCCUCGAGUAGCUGCAAAACUGUAUUUGAAAUAAAAAUAAAUAUCAGGGCGAGCAGGGUGGAUGGUGGCACUUGCCUUUAUUCCCAUAAUCCCAGCACUUGGGAGGCAGUUAGACGAAUCUCUAUGAGUUCGAGGCCAGCCUGGUCGAGUUCCAGGACAUCUAGGGCUACACAAAGAAACCAUGUCUCCAGUACCACUUCAUAUUCUGUUUUUGUUUGUUUAGUUACUCCUGUUAUAUUGCUGUGGCUGGCCAGGUCCUGUGUAACCCAGGCUGAUGUUGAACUCAUAAUUCUACCUCUUCCUGAAUGACAUGCUUGAACCAAUGUACCUAGUUAUUACUUAAUUUUUAUUCCACUUGUGGAAGUUGGAGGAUAAUUUGGGGAGUCAGCUUUUUUCCUUUCACUAUGUGGGUCCUGGGGAUAGAACUCAGAUCUUUAGGUUUUGCUGCAAGUACCUUAGUCAGGGCUUCUCUUGCUGCGGUGAAACCCAUGACCAAAAGGCAAGUUGGGGAGGAAAGGGUUUAUCCAGCUUACACUUCCACAUCACGGUUUAUCAUCAGAGGAAGUCAGGACAGGAACUCAACUGACCGGGAAGGAACCUGGUGGCAGCAGCUGAUGCAAAGGCAUGGAGGGGUGCUGCUUACUGGCUUGCUCCUCUUAGCUUGCUCAGCCCGCUUUCUUAGAGAACCAGGACCCCCCCUGGGGAGGGUAACAUCCGCAUUGACUGGGGCCUCUUCAAUCAAUGACCACAGGUUUGCUAUAGCCUGAUCUUACAGGGGCAUUUUCUUUUUCUUUUUCCUCCCUCCUUCCCUCCCUCCCUUCCUCCCUCCCUCCCUCCCUUCCAUCCCUCUCUCCCUCCCUUCCUCCCUCCCUCCUUCCCUCCCUUCCUUCCUUUCUUCCUUCCUUCCUUUUUGCUUGUUUUGUUUUCUUUUUUUUGAGACAGGGUUUCUCUGUAUAGUCUUGGCUAUAGGCCAGGCUGGCCUCCAAUUCAGAGAUCCACCUGUCUCUCACUGCUGAGUGCUGGGAUUAAAGGCAUGCACUACCACCUGGCCAGAAGGCAUUUUCUUAAUUGAGGUUCCUUCCUCUCAGAUGACUUUAACUGUGUCAAGCUGACAUAAAACUAGCCAACAUAGUACCUUUACCCCUGAGAUAUAUAUACCACCCACACUGGAGUCCUUUGACCAUGUAAAAGCUGGGCAAGAAAGAGGUACAGAAAUAGCUUGGGAAAAGCUAUUUCCUCUCCUGUCAGGAUGCUUCAUUGUUUGGGGGUUCUCUAAGUUACAUCCCCAUCCUUCGGCAGUGGAAGAGUGAAGUUUUCUGUGAUAAAGGUAACUCUGAAGUAAAGUAGGAACAAUGUAACGAAGGAAAACAAGGACAUUCAAUCCAGAAUGGACAGAAAUAAAUCAUAAAGGGAAGAAGUCCUUGAAAAGGAUCAUCAACAGAAUUGGUUCCCACCCAUCUGAAUGAUAAAAUAAUGGAAUUAGUUAGCCACAGAGGAUGAGACACCAACAGACCCAUGUUUGUAGUGUAAGUAGAGCCAUCGGAUCUAGGGUAAACAUUAGAAUGAAAUAGUUGUUUUUCAGUGUAUCUAGGGUAAAUAUAGAAUGAGCCGGUAUGCUUAGACCUUGAAGGACUCAUUGUGGAGAGCGAUGCUUGUUAUCUGUGAUUUGUACAGUUUUCCUGAAGGAGCUUCGCAGCCUUGACGUGACUUUGGCCACAACAGUCCGAGCACACCUGGAAUGUCUUGCAGGGCGCACGGAGGUCUUUUUCUUCGCUAAACAUAUAGAUUAGAUCAGGUGCUUUGGUAUGAGGAACUUGUUCUACUAAAAACAAAAAAUCUUCUGUGUAACAGAGUUGCAGGAUAUUUGAUCACACUGUGAACUCGGGGAAUUGUGUUCUUUACUGGAAAAAAAAAAGGAAAACUGUUUCUGCUUGAAUACUGUAAACAGGAUUAAAUAAAAUCAACCAUAGGUCAAGAGGCAGAGCAAGGAACCAGUUGACAAGAAGUGGACAUAGCAUUUUAAGGAAAAAAAAAAAAAACGGAAAGAGGAAAUCAGGAGGAAGGACAGAGAGAUGCUCAGGAAGUAGAAGGGAAGGGAUAUGUAGUUUAAAGGAAAUUGUUUGAGACUGUGUGGGAGAGUGGGCAUUCCUUCUACAUCCGCUAAGGAAGGUCAGCUGGGUGCUCUCUCUGCCUCUCUGAGCUAGCAGGGGUUCACCCCAGCA
Molecule: messenger RNA, 7926 nt
Organism: Meriones unguiculatus (Mongolian gerbil)
Lineage: Eukaryota; Metazoa; Chordata; Mammalia; Rodentia; Muridae
Gene: Ppp1r3e
Product: protein phosphatase 1 regulatory subunit 3E
Exons: 2
Coding region: 222-1061 (279 amino acids)
Biological process (GO): regulation of glycogen biosynthetic process
Cellular component (GO): protein phosphatase type 1 complex
Molecular function (GO): glycogen binding; protein phosphatase 1 binding
Source: RefSeq, a predicted model, not a curated record